CGUGUUUCAACCGGAAGUGACGCUAUCGUAGGAAGUGUUUAGCGAUGCGCGGGAGUUUAUUGUUGCUAUCUAGAGUUAGAGUUCGUAUUAAUUUUCCUCUUUCAUUUACCGGUAAAUAAAUAGCAGCACAGGGAUUUGCAUAGAAUGGCUCAGCUAAACGAAGUGGACUUACCGCCGAACCUGUCAUGUCUCAAAAGCAUAGACACUCUCCUUCGUUGUCCUAUCUGCUUUGAUUUUCUCAACAUCACCAUGAUGACCCAGUGUUCUCACAACUUUUGUUCUCUGUGCAUACGGAAGUUUCUCUACUAUAAGUUGUUGUGUCCUGUUUGUAAUUUGCCAUCAACAGAACAAGACCUGAGGAACAACAGAUUAUUAGAUGACAUAGUUCAGAGCUUCCAAGCAGCAAGGCAAAAAUUGUGUCACUCAAAUUUGGAAUCACCCCCUAUUUCACCUGAAACCCCGGCUAUGAUGAUCAAAGGCAAAGCAGCAAGACAGAAGGGCCUCAAAAAGGAAGCAAACACCCUCAGUCAUUUUUUCCAGAAGAAGACCCCUAUAACUGCCUCGUCAAGGACCCAAACAAGUCUUGAGGUUCACAUGCCAGUCAAAUCGAAACCUGUGGAGCUGUGUGUUCAACAGCUAGGCAGCAUCAAGCAAGAAAAUGUGAAAGAUACAACGGGAGUGGUGAAAGACGAAAAGAUGGAUGUAACUGCUUUUCCUUCCACGUCACAAAAUAAGCUGCUGGUUAAAGUGGAAUGUCCUAUCUGUGGAGUAGGUGUGUCCGAACAGCACAUUAAUAAACAUCUGGAUAUGUGCUUGAGCAGAGACGAUAAGAAGGAGGGAUUGAGACGUGGUGGAAGGCGAAAGGCGAUGCCUAAGCUCUUGUACACUUUGAUUUCUGUUCCAAAACUCAAGAAGAUGCUUAAAGAAUGCCACCUGUCCGCUCAAGGCAGCAGAGAACAGCUCGUGCGACGCCACCAGCAAUUCACCCACAUUUAUAAUGCACAGUGUGAUGCACUCAACCCCAAAUCAGCUGGAGAAAUUGCCAAAGAACUUGAAAACAAUGAGAGGUUAAGGAAUCAGUUGGAGAGUAAACGAAAACCUUUAAUCGUCACUACGAAGAAUCAGACAGCUGAAGAAAUUGAGGAGUUACACUCAAAGUACCGGAAGCAGCACAGUAGCGAAUUUUCCCGUUUGAUUGCCCAGGUCAGAGGUCGUCUGGAGACAUCCAAGAGAGCACAGAUCAAACAAGAAGAGAAGUCUACAGAGGAGACAGACUCCAAAGGUGCACCAAGCAGCAUUCAGAACGCUCCCCAGCCUCUCGUUUCUACAAUGCUGAAAGUAAAGAGUGAAGAGAUGGAGGGGGUAAUUGAGCUUCCAUCAAGAUCAUCAAGCCCUACAAUCAGUGAAGUGUCAGUCAGCAGACACAGCGAGUGAAUUCUCCUCUCCAGAAGUCCAGAGCAGCCGGUUACAGAGAGGUCUCGAUUCCCAUAGGGAAGAUGUUUGAAGACCCUGUGAAGAGACAUCCCUAGUUCAUUAUGUAACACGAGUAUCAGUUUUGAGGUUUUUCUGAGCUAAAUGUGUGGUCUAAAUGUCUGAUCCAGUUUCCCACAUAUUAUGUA
This is a messenger RNA of Sinocyclocheilus rhinocerous, 1619 nucleotides long. It is a transcript of the gene rad18, whose product is annotated as RAD18 E3 ubiquitin protein ligase. Gene Ontology annotation, molecular function: ubiquitin protein ligase activity; single-stranded DNA binding. Gene Ontology annotation, cellular component: Rad6-Rad18 complex; nucleus. Gene Ontology annotation, biological process: DNA damage tolerance; protein monoubiquitination. The transcript is spliced from 12 exons. The record is from RefSeq and is a predicted model, not a curated record. NCBI's taxonomy places the organism in Eukaryota, Metazoa, Chordata, Actinopteri, Cypriniformes, Cyprinidae. The coding region runs from base 145 to 1434 and encodes 429 amino acids.